Molecule: messenger RNA, 1412 nt
Organism: Salvelinus namaycush (lake trout)
Lineage: Eukaryota; Metazoa; Chordata; Actinopteri; Salmoniformes; Salmonidae
Product: dendritic cell-specific transmembrane protein-like
Exons: 5
Coding region: 30-1412 (460 amino acids)
Cellular component (GO): membrane
Source: RefSeq, a predicted model, not a curated record
CAAACCCUCAACCUGCUCCUCCUACUACAAUGCCAUCCCAAUUUGAGAGGCUGGCUCUGUUCCGGGUCUGGUCCACGAUGGUCCUUCUCUACACCUCGGACCACAGGAAGGGCUGGAGACAUAUCCUCCUCCACUUCCUCAGCUGCCUGACCCUGAGCCUGGCCUUGGGAGGGGCCCUCCUACUGGGCCUCUACUUCUCUCUGAACUACAGCCUAGUGGUGUGUGGAGUCACUUCAGGCUGCUGCUCCCUCCUGUUGACGGCUGGCCUGUUCUGUUCCAAGAGAGUCCGCUGCUUCUCCUUGCUGUUCCUCAUCUCCUGCACUAUGGAGCAGGGCAGGAACCUGCUUCUGACGGCAGGCACUGGGCUGGUGAUCCUCUGGAAUGUCCAGAACACCUUAAGAAACCUCAGAGAGGUGUCCAGCAGUCUGUUGUGUAACCUGGAGAAGAAGAGAGUGUUGUUGGAUGUCAGUCCAAUAGAUAACUAUGUCAGACUGCUGAGGUGGGUGGGUGAGAAGCUCAACACGUUCAUGGACAUUGGAGUUGUCAAAUACGAGUCAUCGUUCACCGUCGAACCCAAAGUUGAGUCCAACGAUCUGACGGUGAAACUUCAGGAUGCUGUCCGGACACUGAACACAACAACGAAGAGCGCUGAGGUGAGCAUCGACCUGGUGAUGGCUGUGUUCCAGAGAGCAGUCCCGGCACUAGGGGUCACCCUGGUCAUCAUCACCACUACCCUGUUCCUCAGAAAUUACUUCUUCAACCUCAAGUACCAGAACACUUUCAUCACCAGCAGGUUUAUUAGAUACGAUGAUCAACAGAGAGCUGAGGGGAAGCCCUACCUCCUCCCUCUGAGCCCAGAGGAGGCAGAUGAGUUCCGCUCUAUCCCCUCUGUCAGCUUCACACGGAGAGAGGGCUACACCGUGCUCUGGUUCCUGGUUCCAAUGCUCACCCACCUCCCAACCUGGCUCUUAUUCAUCUCCCUGGACGCACUGCUUUACUGGCUCAUUCUGAUUAUCAACAAACACCUUCUGGAACUGGAACCAUUCAGCAUUAACCUAAAGAUGAACCUAAACGAAGACAACAGCAUCGUGUUUAUCCCUCUCCCAGGGGGAGUCAUCUUGGAGGAUUUCUCCUACACCUACACCCUCUUUCAGGAGGAUUGCCUUCCCCAGCCCUCCCUGCUCCUCUCCAGGUCUCUGGUCCCCCUGUCUGUUAUCCUGGUUGUUCUACUGGUCCUAGUCCUGCUGUCUGCCAAGAUGGGUCAGCUCAAACUACUGGUCUCAGAACAGUUCUACAACGACAACGCAGACCAGAGGGUGCAGCAACUCCAUGCUAAGAUCAGCCACAAAAGAGCCAAGAUGAGGCCUCCAACGAAGAAGUCUCUGCUGAGACUGCUAAAACAAUUUGAAUAA